AUGGGUUGCGGCCCAUCGAGUGGACGACAAAACCCGUCGACGGAAUUGAAAAAGUCUCAAUCUCGGACCGGCGCCGCAUCAUCGUCAUCAUCUUCUGGUGGCCAUAAGAACAUCAACAACAAUAACAGUACCAAUAACAAUAACAACAAUUCAACGUCUUCUGGAGCCAAGAAGACGUCAAGCUCCUCAAAUAAGCAUCAUAGUACCAAAAAGAGCAAACGGAGCAAUUCGAAAAAGCAUCGAUCGCCAAGCCCUCAACCCCAACUCAGUGAGAACGAGAUUUCAAUCAAAUCAGCAAUCCUAAUUCAAAAAUGGUAUCGACGAUGCGAGGCGAGGUUGGAAGCCAGAAGACGUGCCACAUGGCAGAUUUUCACGGCGUUGGAGUAUGCGGGAGAACAGGAUCAGUUGAAACUCUACGACUUCUUUGCUGACGUCAUCCGCGCAAUGGCCGAGGAGAACGGGAAGACCGGUGGGGAUAACGGAAGGAACUCCCCUCUAAUGAGUGCCCUAUCCCACUACGCAAAACCAUCGUUAAUGGAUUCAGAAGGUGAAACAGUGAAGAAAAUGUUAGAAGACACGUCGCCAGGAAAUGUAGACGUGGAUAGAAACUAUAAGGGCCCAGUACUAUCACUCCCAUUGGAUAAACCACAAGUGGCCAAGAUGAUUGAGGCGUUUAAAGUGAACAAGGUUCUACACCCAAAGUAUGUUUUGAUGAUUCUUCAUGAGGCGAGAAAGAUCUUUAAGUCGAUGCCGAGUGUCUCCAGAAUAUCAACGUCAAUUUCGAAUCAGUUGUUCCAACUGUUCUCUUUCCAGAUCACAAUAUGCGGGGACCUACACGGAAAAUUCGACGACCUCUGCAUAAUAUUAUACAAAAAUGGAUAUCCAUCAGUCGAUAAUCCAUAUAUAUUCAAUGGAGAUUUUGUGGACCGAGGCGGCCAAUCGAUUGAAGUCCUUUGCGUUCUGUUUGCCUUGGUGAUAGUGGACCCAAUGUCGAUUUAUUUGAAUCGGGGGAAUCAUGAAGAUCAUAUUAUGAAUUUGAGAUACGGUUUUAUAAAAGAGCUGUCUACGAAGUACAAGGACCUCUCUACACCGAUCACUCGCCUCCUUGAAGAUGUAUUCUCUUGGCUUCCAAUCGCCACUAUAGUUGAUAAGGACAUUUUUGUGGUACACGGAGGGAUAUCAGACCAAACAGAAGUUUCAAAACUAGACAAAAUCCCACGUCAUCGAUUCCAAUCCGUUCUAAGACCUCCAGUUAACAAAGGAAUGGAUUCUGCGGAGAAGGAGAAUCAGGCAGUUAGCGUUGAUGAAUGGAAACAAAUGUUGGAUAUCAUGUGGAGCGACCCGAAACAAAAUAAAGGAUGCUGGCCGAACGUCUUCCGUGGCGGUGGCUCCUAUUUUGGCGCCGACAUCACUGCGUCAUUCCUGGAGAAGCAUGGCUUCCGAUUACUAGUCAGAUCCCAUGAGUGCAAGUUCGAAGGAUACGAAUUCUCGCAUAACAACACUUGUCUUACGGUAUUCUCGGCUUCAAACUACUAUGAGACGGGCAGCAAUCGAGGGGCUUAUGUGAAAUUCAUUGGGAAAUCGAAACGCCGCAUUUCGUUCAGUAUAUGGCUAGUAAGACGCACAGGAAAUCGACUUGUCGAGGAGUCGGCUGUGAAGGAAUUGAAGGAGAAGUUGAGCUCAUUUCAUACAGAGCUACAAAAGGAGUUUGAAAAUGUGGAUUUAGAAAAAUCCGGCAACCUCCCAAUCCUAAAAUGGAGUGAAUGUGUGGAACGAAUCACCGGUCUCAACCUUCCAUGGAUCGCAUUGGCGCCAAAAGUGGCAACAUUAAGUGACGACGGAAAGUUUGUAAACUACAAAGAAGACAGAAAAAUCGCACAAGUUGGAGGCACCCAUGCACAGGAGAAGGAUAUUGUCGAGUCGUUGUAUCGCCAUAAAAGUACACUUGAGACACUGUUCAGAUUCAUGGAUAAGGAUAAUUCUGGACAAGUGUCCAUGAAAGAGUUUAUUGAUGCUUGUGAGGUCCUCGGAAAGUACACCAAACGCCCGCUGCAAACAGAUUACAUUGCUCAAAUCGCCGAAUCGAUCGAUUUCAACAAAGAUGGAUUUAUCGAUUUAAACGAGCUUCUGGAGGCAUUCCGAUUAGUGGAUCGACCCCUUUUGAGAUGA
Messenger RNA from Caenorhabditis briggsae, 2169 nucleotides. RefSeq names its product Protein CBR-PEF-1 (gene Cbr-pef-1). Gene Ontology annotation, biological process: detection of stimulus involved in sensory perception. Gene Ontology annotation, cellular component: nucleus; cytosol. Gene Ontology annotation, molecular function: manganese ion binding; protein serine/threonine phosphatase activity; iron ion binding. Bases 1 to 2169 code for a protein of 722 amino acids. The transcript is spliced from 9 exons. The record is from RefSeq and is a predicted model, not a curated record. Lineage: Eukaryota; Metazoa; Nematoda; Chromadorea; Rhabditida; Rhabditidae.